GACGUCAUGCCGAGCUCACGUGACUUGUUACAUACAGUUCGAGUACUGGGGGUUGGAGAAGGCAGCAUCAGUGCAUUCAAACGUUCGAAAGAAAGAGAGGGGUAAGACACAAACGAACAGUUAGAAACAGGCAGAAUCAGUACAAUGUCGAAAUAUCUAUCGGAAAUACCAUAAAAAUGUUUUUCUUGAAAAAUACAACAUCGCUACAACAUAGAAAAUUGGACAGAUAUCAAAGAAUUUUAAAGUUCUAUGAUAUAUAAAGUACUGUAAAAUACAGAUUGAGAUAAUAAGCUACCAAAAUGCCUGUUCUUAAACAAGAUUUUUUUACUAGCCUGCUCAAUCCACGACAGCUGAUCAGUUCGUCUCCAAGAAGCACUCCAGAUUUAAGAACGUUGGAUAAUCAGGAUUGUGUUAGGAUAGAAGCCAACCCUGGUGCACUUCCCAUUAUUUCCCUACCGGAUGAAUUGGAUCCUCUUAUGUCCGACGGACUUGACUUACAGCCUCUUUUACCUGACAAAAAGGUACAUCGAGGUAGAAAAAAAUGUAAACGUAACGGCAUAAAUAGGUCUCAGUCUAUGCGGAACUCUAGGCAACCCCAGUCGGCUACUUCUUCAAGAAAAUUUCGCUCGAGAAUAGCUAGCAUUCCCACCGAACAUAGUGUACUUCCUGGAAGUUCGGCUCCACUCCGUUCAUCUUCUGACCAUUCUCUCGCGUUAUUAGGAGCCGAUAGCGACUUCCAACGACUCCGAAACUUUUACGUGACUCCUAAAGGACUUGUCAACCGAGGGGACUCCUUCCGCUGCAAAUCUCGUAGCGCCCACAGUGUAUCGUCCAUAGGGUCGCAAUAUUUUCCGUCUACGACUCCUCCAGGAUCGCCCAAUAUUUAUCUCUCUUUACCCGAAGUUCCCAAAGCCUUAUCUAUUACUGUCACCGACACGGAAAGGCACAGAGUGCUAGUGGUGGGAGCGUCAGAGGUUGGAAAAUCUUCCUUAACCACCCAAUUUACAACUUCCGUAUAUAUGUGUGCCUAUGACAACUCUCAGGAUGAAGAAAAUGAAAAAUCUGUGACCGUUGUUUUGAAUGGAAUGGAGUCAGAAUUGGUUUUUGUUGAAUGUACCGCCCAAGACUUUUUAGACAAAGUUAAAGACUCGCCAAGCUCUGCUACUAAUUACGACGCCUACGUGGCGGUUUACUCUGUUACAAAUAAAAGAAGUUUUCGGAAAACGAAGGAAAUCAUUAAUAAUCUGAUGAUUAUGGACAUCACCAGUAAUGCUAAAGCAGCGAUUCUAGUAGGGAACAAAACGGAUCUUGUAAGGCUACGAAAGGUUUCCAUGAAAGAAGGACAAGAUCUGGCAACUGCACACAGCUGGAAAUUUAUCGAGACAUCAACUGGAAUUAACCAUAAUGUGGAUGAGCUCUUGGUUGGAAUCCUCAGCCAGAUCCGACUGAAAUGUCAGCAACAGGAGAGAUUAAAGAAACAGAGAGAAUCAGUGACACUUACGGUCCCAAGCAUGUUUUCGUUCUGCACUGGUGGCAAAACAAAAGUUUUUAUCAAGAAGAUUUUAGAGAAGACUGUCCUGAAAUCAAGAUCUUGUGAUAACCUCCAUAUUUUGUGACCGUCUUUGAGAAUUAUUCUUCAUGGCCCAAAUUACUUUGAAAUCUGCAUGAAUCCAUACCAUAUGACAUUGUGCAGCAAAGUCACUUACUUAAAACCUUGUUGGAGCAGUUUUGAUUUAAAUCAAAUGUUAAUUCCUGUGGAUAUUAUGACACUAGUGAGCCAACCCCAUACGGGAGUAAGUCUAGUGAAGAUUCUUAGGACUCCAAAUUCCAUUAAAAUUCCAAAAUGGGUUAAAAUUAUUAUGAGUAUCGUCUUACUAUUGAAAACAAAUAAUCUCAUUAUGAAACAGAAUUGAUCUUACACAUUGCUUUAUCCAUUUAGUUUAGCUAAGUGAGUCAAUCUAUGUGUAAAUCACGUGUCGAAUGUAUUAAAACUUCUGUCAGAUCCUUGUCGCGACGCUAUGAUAUUCCAUAUUUACCGCAAAUGUUAGGCUAAUGAGGUUGUUGUAAUGAGGUUGUAGGUAGAGACUCAAACCUUCUGUCUGUAGAACACAAUUAUAGAAUUUUUGUUAACAUGAUUUUCAGACAACCCGUAUACUUAAAGACUAAAUAUCUGCAAAAAAAAAAAGUAAAUGUGAGUAUAUCCUUAGAGAUUAUAUCGGUACAAAGCAAUACUUAAAAUAAUUGGGCUGUUAUGUGACAUUUUCGUUUUGAAUAUCGAUUGUAUUCAAUGAAAUUAAGCGAAAAUUUCUAUAAGUUGAUACAACCACGUUACCAAAGUACAGGAAACUAUAUGCAUGUUUAUUAUAGUUUAGUAUUUCUCUGUAUAUAUAUAUGAAAACAAAACCAGCAAUAUUUCCAUUAAAUCAAUGGGUCCUGAAAUUAUUUCUCUGUCACUCGGUAAUUUACGACGAAAAUAUUUGAAUUAUUUUUUUAAUAUCAGCAACAACGUGCUUUAUAAUUCUGCCUUACAAACUUAACAUUUGUGUGUAAUGUUAUUAAGUUUCUUUGAAGUAAUUGAUAAUCUACUACAAAAACAUAUUGCAUACCGCAGUAUUUGAGUUUCCUGAUUAAGAUAAAAAUCAAUUGUUAGUUUUUUAUUUAUCAAUCAUCCUUAAUUUUUAGCUCCUUUCGAAAAAAAAAACGGUGUGCGUUAUCUGCGCUCUCUCUGUUCAAGUUUAUAACAUAUUAUUAGAUAAUUUGAGAUUAUCGAUAAUUUCACGUGAUGUUUUAUUUAAAGCUUUUUUUUAUUUAUUCGCUACUCAGUUACUUAAAAUGAAUGUAUCUGAUAAAACGUUCGUUAAUAUUUUCUGAUUGUCCUAUAGGAACAUUAGGAAACAUUACAAUAUAUAUAUACUGUUACCAAAAACCAGUAAAGACUGUUUCUAACACGUUCACGUAAGCGUAACUAGGCAUUUAAAAAUACUAUUGGAAAGAAACACCAAAAACUUGUUCGUACGCACGCACAUAUAAAUACACACUCGGAUGACAUACUCUGAAAAUGUAUUUUUCAUCACAAUAUACAAACAAGCCAUGCAAAGUUAAACAACAUAACUAUAGGAAUACUUGGACUAGGUACGGACACUAUACCACAUAACUAUAGGAAUACUUGGACUAGGUACGGACACUAUACCACAUAACUAUAGGAAUACUUGGACUAAGUACUGACACUAUACCACAUAACUACAGGAAUAUUUGAGCUAGGUACUGACACUAUCCCACAUAACUACAGGAAUAUUUGAGCGAGGUACUGAUACUAUACCACAUAACUGCAUGAAUAUUUGAGCUAGGUACUGACACUAUCCCACAUAACUACAGGAAUAUUUGAGCGAAGUACUGACACUAUACCACAUAACUAUAAGAAUACUUGGACUAGGUACUGACACUAUACCACAUAACUACAUGAAUACUUGAGCUAGGUACUGAUACUAUACCACAUAACUACAGGAAUAUGUGAGAUAGGUACUGACGCUAUUCCACAUAACUACAGGAAUAUUUGAGCGAGGUACUGACACUAUACCAUAUAACUACAGGAAUAUUUGAGCUUGAGCUAGGUACUGACACUAUACCACAUAACUAUAGGAAUACUUGAGCUAGAUACUGACGCUAUACCACAUAACUACAGGAAUACUUGAGCUAGGUUCCUGACAACAUACUUCAUAAAUAUAAGAAUACCUAAGCUAGGUGCUGAAACUAUACCACAUAACUAUAAGAAUAUUUGAGCAAGGUACUGAUACUAUAUCACAUAAUAGCUAUAAGAUUGCUUGAUAUGGUUACUGACGCUAUACCACACAACUAUAAGAAUACUUGAGCUAGUUACUGACUAUACACCACACAACUAAAAGAAUACUUGAGUUAGGCACUAAUAAAGCCCUUGGUAGGUUUUAUUUAUGUUAGUAUUUUUCAACUCUCGUAGUUUUUAACUCUUUUGACAUGAAAAAUAUUGACACGACUCUGGCUCUGACGUCAGCACAAUGCAAUAAUACUUAUCAUUUCAUAAUGAAUCUAUCUAUGACAGACAUAUUAUCAUUGGUGAAUUGCUAAUAAUUUUAUUAAUUGUACCUGUGGGAUUUUCACAACCUACCCGUUUAGUGAGUCUUUAAUUUAUUGCUCAACUCAAUUAUAAUUAACGAUUAACACUGUAUUAAUACUUAAUACAAAUUAUACAACGUGAUCAAAAUAGCUUAACUAAAACACGUUACAGAAACGAAGAUUUAAUAUAAAUAUAUAUAAAAGUCAAAUAACAUAUAACAAGUCUAAGUUUUACA
Limulus polyphemus (Atlantic horseshoe crab) is the source of this 4325-nucleotide messenger RNA. RefSeq lists its product as uncharacterized. NCBI's taxonomy places the organism in Eukaryota, Metazoa, Arthropoda, Merostomata, Xiphosura, Limulidae. Gene Ontology annotation, cellular component: plasma membrane. Gene Ontology annotation, molecular function: GTP binding; calcium channel regulator activity; GTPase activity. The transcript is spliced from 4 exons. The record is from RefSeq and is a predicted model, not a curated record. The coding region runs from base 300 to 1616 and encodes 438 amino acids.